Melanotaenia boesemani (Boeseman's rainbowfish) is the source of this 1480-nucleotide messenger RNA. It is a transcript of the gene calhm1b, whose product is annotated as calcium homeostasis modulator protein 1. The coding region runs from base 149 to 1207 and encodes 352 amino acids. The record is from RefSeq and is a predicted model, not a curated record. NCBI's taxonomy places the organism in Eukaryota, Metazoa, Chordata, Actinopteri, Atheriniformes, Melanotaeniidae. Gene Ontology annotation, molecular function: monoatomic cation channel activity. The transcript has 3 exons.
CAGUGCAGGGAUACAGGGAUACAGUGUUUGCCAUGUCUAUACACAACUGCAACUUUAUUAUUUUAUGAUUUUUCUGUUUUCAUUUUUAUCUGCUUAUCUACACUUAAGUAAAAAGAUUUAAUAAGCAUCUGAACCAACACAUCACAAGAUGGAUAAGUUUCGUAUGAUGUUCCAGUUUCUCCAAUCCAAUCAGGAGUCUUUUAUGAAUGGUAUCUGUGGGAUUAUGGCACUAGCGAGUGCCCAGAUGUACUCUGCCUUUGAGUUCAGCUGCCCCUGUAUGCCAGAAUAUAAUUACACCUAUGGGAUCGGCCUGCUUAUUGUUCCUCCUAUAUGGUUCUUUUUGUUAGGUUUUGUAUUGAACAAUAAUGUGUCUGUACUAGCUGAGGAGUGGAAAAGACCAACUGGGAAACGAACGAAGGAUCCAGCAGUCCUGCGCUACAUGUUCUGCUCAAUCACACAGAGAUCCUUGAUUGCACCUGCAGUGUGGGUGUCUGUCACUCUCAUGGAUGGGAAGAGCUUCCUCUGUGCUUUCAGCGUCAGUUUGGAUAUUGAUAAGUUUGUAAAUCACAGCCUUAUUUCAGAGUUGUCGGAGACAGAGAAGAUUAAACUACUGGCAAAGAUUCCUUGCAAAGACCUGUUUGAGCAUCAUGACGUAAGAGUGGCAGCGUCAAGAUACAUCAAGUGUAUAUCACAGGCAUGCGGGUGGAUGUUUUUGCUCAUGAUGACCUUCACUGCUUUUCUGGUCCGAGCUAUUCGACCAUGCUUUACUCAAGCGGCCUUCCUCAAAACCAAGUACUGGUCUCAUUAUAUUGACAUUGAACGCAAGAUGUUCGAUGAAACCUGUAAGGAGCACGCUAAGAGCUUUGCUAAAGUUUGCAUCCACCAGUACUUUGAGAACAUCAGUGGAGAGAUGCGAAGCAUCCAUCACCAUGGCUCCAGCAAGGAUGACAGUGACGAUGACGAUGAAAACAAGAAGAAAAGUGAUGAAGAAAAGCUCCUGGGUAUCAGAGCCAAAGAUGACAUGAACAAGGUUUUGUGGAACUGGCAUGCCUGUAAGCCAGCUUUGGCUCUGAGAAAGGACCAAACUGAUGGAGAAUACAGUGACAAACUGAACGGAAAUAUAACCGGAGGAGUAAAUGGGUUUGCACAGGGACACACCCGUGAUGUGGAAAAAAAGCAAUGGGCAGUGUACUACAGUAAGGUCUGAAGAGUUCAAAGGCAAAGGACAGACUGGCAAGACAGCUGUCAGAUAAUCACUGUGUUUCAGAGCUGCAGCAAUUCUUUUAUUCCAGAAAGGUUUUUUAAAUAUAUAUUUUUAGAACCUGUUAGUUAGAAAUAUAGCUUUGUAUUCUCAUCCAGUUUUGUUUUUAUUUCAAUGCACAGAUCAUUUUCAGAAUAAAUAUUAGAAGUGCAAAAUGUACAGUCAUAUUAAAAUGUGUACAAUCUCUUGACAACAGGUGUAGAAUAAAAGAGCUCUACA